Messenger RNA from Elaeis guineensis (African oil palm), 3267 nucleotides. NCBI's taxonomy places the organism in Eukaryota, Viridiplantae, Streptophyta, Magnoliopsida, Arecales, Arecaceae. The record is from RefSeq and is a predicted model, not a curated record.
AGAAAAAACUGGGGAACAAAAAUACGGGUUUUUAACGCGAGCGAUUCGAUUUCGAUCUCCAAGGCGCCAUUACCGUAGAGAUGAAGGGGUAAUCUACUCUCCUUUUCUUCUGGCUUCUCAAAGUUUUUUCUUUGAUCUACUGGAUCCUCGAUUCUGGAAUUCAGUAUCUGUUUGUGGAACCCCGUCUUGAAUCGGAUGAAGUGGUGCUGUCUGUCUAAAAACCUUUCCGUUAUCCUGCCGGGGUUUCGAUGGAAUCACCGAGCUCGUGAUGGCAAUUAGAAUUGGCGAUGCUUGAUAGGCGUUCGUGGAUCCAAUUCUUUUUAGCUGUAAUUAUAUCUGUUGCCUACUAUGACAUGUGAUGUAUUUGGAAUUUCAAAGAUCCAAGAUGAGUUGAUGAGGUUUGACAAUUUAUAGAUUGCAAAGGAACAAGGACUGAGGGGUGCAUUAAUAUCUAUCAUGGGACAUCAAGUUGCCACAAUUCAAGAAAAAAGCGCUCGUAAAAAAUUUGUUAAUGCUAGAUCUGUCUUGAGGUUAAAGCAUCUGCAAAAAAUGGCAACAUGGGCUGGUAUGGAAGCUUCAGUUCCUCCUCUAAGUGCUUUCUUUGGCCACCUCUUGGCUGCUCAUGCAGAGGCUGCUGGAGCUCCUGUAGAUCCAUUUCCUUUUCCUUGUGAAAGAUGUGAAACCAUUCUACAGCCUGGUUAUAACUGCACCAUUCGAAUUGACAAGAAUGAGAUCAAAGCAAGGCCCCGCAAAAGAUUGUACAUUUCCACCCAGAACAACAUUAUUUACAAAUGCCAUUUCUGUUCUCACCGGAACCUGAAAGGGGGAAUGCCGACAAGCCCUGUGAAAGAGCCACUUGCUAGAAAACCAAGAUGCAGGUCGACAGAUAAGAAAUCAGGAAAUGUUAUGAAAGAUUCAGUAGCUGAGGGGGAGCUAUAUAAGAACAAGCAAGAAAGCAUUUAUCUGAAUUCGAAAUCUGUUUCUGCAUCAGAAAUCACCAGUUCUGGAAAAAUUGAAGUAGCUAAGGAUCUUACCAAGAAAAGAAUGGCAACACCUAUGGACAAAACUCGCAUGAUUCUAUCCAAGAAGAAAAGCAAAGUAAGUAUAUCAGGAUCAAACAGAGAAGAUACUAGUGGGAGAAAAAUUCUUAAUAAGUUCAAGAAAAGUAGGAAAGCCUUGUGUAAUUUGAAGGAGACUCCAAAAAGUAGUAAGCACCAAACCAAAAAAGGCAGAAGCAGUGAUAAUCUAGUAAGUUCUGUGGAGACGAAGGGUAGUAUCUUGUCAAAGAAGAAGAGGAAAGCGAGCGUAUCUGGGUUAGACAUGCUUACUGCUACUAAAAACUGCUUUGUUGCAACAGAUUCAGAAAAAGCCAGAGGCACUAAAAGGAAAAGGAGGAAAUUGUUACAUGUUAUGGAUGAGAUUUCCAGAAUUAGUAUGCGCCAACCCUUACUGAGUGUCCACAGUAAGGAAAGUCCAACCACCCCUUCAGAGAAACUUGGUGAAAAAUCAUCAAAGAAGAGAAAGAAAGUAAGCGUAUUAGGCUCUGAUAAGCAAUCUACUGGUCAUAACAGUUCUGCAGCAACAGAUUCUGGAAAAUCUGUUGGUGGGUCCAGCACAAGGAAGAGAAAAUUAUGUCAUAGUCUGAAAGAGAUUGCUGAAACUGAUGAACAUAGAAGCACGCUGAGCAUUAGCAAUUUAACAAAUCCCUUUCCAUUGACACCUUUGCACGAUGCGCCCAUUGUGAAGCAAAAAGAACGAGAUUGUAGCAUGAAGCUUGUGAAUAAGCAAACUAAGCAGAAGAAGAGUGCCAAGUCUGGCAAAAAAUUAAGCUCAAGCAAAACACCUACUGGAAAAGGGCAAAUGAAGUGCACAGAGGGACAAAGUGCACAGGCUUCGGUUUCAAGCACGAGUAAUAAACUUAAGAGUUGUGUGCAACAAACUGAUGCUAUAGGUGGUUAUCAUAGAAACUUGAUCAGUGGCAGGAGUAUGAGUUAUCUUUAUGCAAUGAAUAGUGGUGACUUUCAUUUUAUGAGUCAGCAAUCUGCACCUGUUAUGACCGCCCAUCAACUUCAGUGUUGCAAUCUGAGCUCCAAUGCAAGUGCUGGGCUACAACCUCCUAUUGCAAUGGCCAGCCAUCACCUUCACUUCUUAAGCCCGGGAUCCAAUGUGGCUUAUACCCAACUCUCACCAGUUGUAGCUACCAAUCAACUUUGCUAUUUAAGUCAGGGUUCCAAUGUGAGUGCCACAAUGCAGUCACCGAUGAUAAUGCCUAGCCAUCAACAUAACUGUUUAGGCCAGGCAUCCAAUGUGGCUGCCAUGCAACAAACUCCGGCUGUUAUGGCUUCCGAUCAACUUCAUUUCUUGGCACUGCCCAUCUUGCAGGGCCCCAACAUGUCUGCUGUGCAACAAGCUCCUAUUGCUAUUGAUGGCCAUCAAAUUUGCCAUUUGAGUCAAAUCUGUGAUAGAAGUGCUAUCCUGCAGUCUCCCAUUGCUAUGGCUGGCUGCCAACUUCACUGUUUAGGCCAGGGACUGAACAUGACUUUUAUGCAUCAGUCUCCAGUUACUAUGGCUGCCCAUCAACUUCAUAUUUUGGGUCAAGCAUCCAACUUGCACUGUUUGCAGCAAUCUCCUGUAGUCAUUAGUGGCCAUCAAAUUCACCAUUUGAAUCAAGAAUCCUGUGGCAAUGCUAUGCUUCAAAGUCCUGCUUUUGUAACUGACCAUCAACUACAGAGUUUAAGUCAGGAGGCUUUGAUGGUUGCACAACCAAGACUAUUUCCACAUUAUAGUGACAUUACUGGCAGUAGCUGCUAUCUGCAAGGGCAGGAUGGAACAUCUGCGCUAGGACUUCACCAGUUAGGCCAGGGAAUGAUUCCAAUUGGUGCAGUGAAUCCUGAAGGACCUCACGGCAUCAGUUCCCUCAACCUUAAUAACCCUGGCCACGUGGUGCUUCAUCAUCAUGGAUAAUUGUAGUGUUAUCGACAGUGUUUGGCAAUUCACCAAAUUCUGAAGUUGCUCAACUUCUGUAGAAUAUAUCUUGUAUAUCUCCAACUGAAUAUAGUCUGCAGUUUAUCAGGUGAAUUUUGAACUGAUUGCUAUCAUACAGUAUCCUUUCUUCAAUUAGUAUAUGUUACUGCAGAGGUAAUGCAGGCCAAUUUGGCCUGACUGAGAAGCUAAAAAAUCAAAUAUACUGGAGAUUUAUGCAUCAGUUUUGUACUUCUGAAAUUUGGUCUGUCAGUGGAAUAUGACUUGUUGCGGUAGGUUACAUUA